UAGCACGUCUGGGGGAGAAGUAGACAGGAACAGGGCAGAUUGACUGGAAAGUCGGAAAGAGUGCGAUCUCAAAACCCAAACAAUUAAAAUCCUUGAAACACGACCAUUCGCUAAGUUCCAUUAUAAUCUGACAACAAUAGUAUUCUGUUCACCUCCACGCAUUGGAUUAUUGGCCUUUCCGACAGACAACUGGUAGUAGAAGAGUCAACCAACAGCUGAUUGGAGAGGUGUUGAGCAUCCCAACAUCUCACCAUCUGACAGUUCAGAACGAUAACAACUGUGUAGUGAAGCUGAUAUCUCUUAUUUCCAUAGAAAGGUUGGCGUGUGGCCCACUACUUGAUCACUAAUGUAGACGAUGUUUCAGGUAUACUAACUUGUCACUGCACCAGCAAAGCUUGCAUUAAAUUAAUGAAUAAGGAUAUCUAUCAAAUUUGGAGAACCAAACAUAGCAUCGGUCUGACAGAAGAAGCUAUCCUGACGGCGAACACAAUGUGUUCUUGAAGAUAUGACAGAAUCUUUAACACUAGGCCUACUGUGUUCCGAGCUACUCAUUUUCUUCGUAUGAUAAGACAAAGCAAACACAAUGUUAGUCAAGUUGUGAACACACACCCUGCCUUCCACUUGUGAUGUGACACAUCGGCUCCCUUGUUUUGCCCCCACCUGACUCACUCCCUCGGCUGUUUUGAUGAGGUGAAUUCAGGCCUUUCACCCCUCCUUGAAACCGCUCUGUGUGGUCCACACACCUCAACCUUCAGUUUUUUUUUCUGUGCUUGUGCAUGUCCAUUGGUUACAAUGAGCUCGUGACAAGGAGACCCCCCCCCCCAAGUGUCACAGCAGGCACAUCGUGCUGCUUCCAGAACUUUCCAAAAUAAGAAGACAAAAAGGAAAACUGUGACUCAGAGAGCCACUUUAUUGACGCAAUUUCCCAUUUUGAGGACAUUUGAGACUGUUCACGCCUCUCUAAACUACCGCCUCGCCAAGACACAAAGAGAGGUCGCACGCACACCUGCAUGUCCACCUUUUCGUCCGCCUUUUCCCUUGAUGUAAGGCCAACCUGGAGCAUCCCCAAAGCACCACCGCCUAUAUCCUGCUUCUCCAUCUCCACCGAGCUGAGGGACUAAUCCCCCCAGCGUGUAGAGUGCUGUCUUCUGGGUGGCUGCUCACACCCCCCGCCACACACCUCGUGCCCCCUUCCGUCGUCCCCCACACCAUCCUGGGCCCUGAGAUCACCCUGAGGCCACAGGGACUGCUGUCGUCCUCAGCGGCUAGGUCAGCCAUCUCCAUCAGGAACAGUAGGCCGUGGACCAGCACAGCUCGCUGCAGAGACGGUGUCCGGUGCUGAGCGAGAAAGAGUCAGACAGGAAUCUGAGGCCGGCCACUGGAGUUCAGAGCUAAAGACUCUGGGAUCCUGGCCAUGAGGUUUGAUGCCUCGCUCCACUGAAGGGAGACACUGGACCUAAAUGGCGCAGCAUGACUUUGUUCCUGCCUGGCUUAACUUCUCCACGCCUCAGCCUGCCAAGUCCCCUGCAGCCAACCUUGAGAAGCAUGGAGAGCACCUCCCCCGAGGAGACCACCGGCCAGGAGGGAGCCGCCGCCGACACAACUCCUCAGACGGCUUCUUCAACAACGACCCACUUCGUGCUCCUGCAGGAGAAGGCUGGCAGCAGCCCUCCCUGUUGAGGCAUGACUCCGUGGACUCCGGCGUGGCCAAGGGCUCUGGAGGUGGGCUGGGGAGCGGGCAGGGCUGGAAGGAGCCGCCCGGCUGGCAGCACCACCACCAGGGGCGACAUGGCAAGCGCGGAGGGGGUGGCGGCGGUGGGGGUGGGGAGCGCGAGAGGCAGGGAGGAGGGGGCCACAGACAGCGCAACGGAAACUUCCAUCCUCAACGCAAGGGGGGGCCCUACCAGGAGCGCUACUCAGACGAGGAACGCAGUGAGGACAAGCUGAAGUUUGUGGAGGAGGACUUUCCUUCCUUGAACUCGGAGACAACUGGAAAGCUGGUGAAUCAGGCUCGUGCUGUGGGGACUCCUGCGGGAGUUUGGGAGAACCCCCCCAGUGCCAACAAGCAGGUGUCGAAGAUGCUGGUCAUUAAGAAGGUCUCCAAGGAGGACCCCAGUGCCGCCUUCUCGGCUGGCUUUGCCAGUGCUGGCCCACUGCCCACCAACGGCACCAAAGUGUCCAUCACUGGACCCAGUGUCUACAAGAACCUCGUGCCCAAGCCUGCCUCAGCUCCCAGCAAGCCUGGCCCCUGGAAGCCCAAUGGAAGGGAAGCUAAGACGGGUCUGCAUUUCUCCGGACGAGACUCUGCAUUCUCCAGCCCCACCUCUGUGACCAAACCCAUGGCCCCCAUCACCGCCCCCGUACACGCCGCCCCAAAGGAGCCACCCUCCAGCACCACUCCCCCCAUAGACAUCACCCCUCCGCGCCUCAAGCUGAUGCGGCGCAGCACCGACCGCAAGAGCGAGUUCCUGCGGGGCCUCAGGGACGGCAGGAACGGGGAGCUAGGCGAUGGCCACGGCCCAGGAGUGGCCAACGAGGGAGAGGGCAGCACCCCAGAACCCAAGGAGUACGGAGAAGGCCACGAGAACGGCAUCGCUCACUCGCUCAGCGACUCAGACACUGAACAUCUGUCCAGCUCCCUGGAGGCAGAACAUCGGCUACUGAAGGCCAUGGGCUGGCAGGAACACCCAGAGAACGACGACAACUUCUUGCCUCUGACUGAAGAUGAACUGAAGGAGUUUCAAGCUAAAACUGAGCAGCUGAAGAGAAACGGGCUGGGGCGCAACGGGAUGCUGGUGAGGUCACGUGGCGUGGCGAUGCCCCUGGCGUGGAGGAGCCCGGUGGAGGCGGAGCUGGAAGAGGGCUCAGAGUCGGAGACGAGCAGCAGCAGCAGCCAGACAUCCGACGACGAGGGCGCCUAGCGGGGGCCGGGAAAGCGGAGAAGAGAGGAGAGAGAGGGGGAGGGCAACGCCUCUACAUGUUCUUCCUCACAUUCACUCAAACACAAACACACACACACACACCACCUGAACAACCAACCCAUCUCCUGCUCUUACAGUCUCUCUUUCAUUCUCUCUUUCAUUCACACACUUUUAUUUAAAAGAGAAAAAAAGCAAGAGAAAAAAGGAUGAAAACGAAGAAUAGUUGUCAUUGCACAAAAGAGACAUCAAUCAUAUCCCAGAUAGAGAAACGUUAACCUGCCAUGAGUCGUGGACUCGUGUGAGCAGUGUGUUUUCUUUCUUCAUCUGUUCCCUCUUUUGCCUCUUUCCCAUUUUCUCCCUUUUGUUGUCUCAUUUUCCAGGAACUGAAAAAAAAAACAAUGUUUAUGAAACGUCA
Engraulis encrasicolus (European anchovy) is the source of this 3336-nucleotide messenger RNA. It is a transcript of the gene gpbp1l1, whose product is annotated as GC-rich promoter binding protein 1-like 1. The coding region runs from base 1461 to 2921 and encodes 486 amino acids. The record is from RefSeq and is a predicted model, not a curated record. The transcript has 12 exons. Gene Ontology annotation, molecular function: RNA binding; DNA binding. Gene Ontology annotation, cellular component: nucleus. Lineage: Eukaryota; Metazoa; Chordata; Actinopteri; Clupeiformes; Engraulidae. Gene Ontology annotation, biological process: DNA-templated transcription; positive regulation of DNA-templated transcription.